AUGGACGGGUUCUUCUGGAAGAUCUGGCUGGCGGUUGGAGCUCUCACAAUCGGUGGGACCUCCUCACUUCCGCGCAAACCGCUGACGUAUGACAAGGCCGUGGAGCUUGGCGUGGCCAUCUACAAUAGCAAAGCAGGAGAAGACUCCCUCUACCGUCUCCUGGAGGCUGUUCCUCAGCCUGAGUGGGAUCCUUAUUCAGAAAGCUAUCAAGAGCUGAACUUCACCAUCAAACAGACGGUGUGCCCUGUGGAAGAAGAAUUUUCCACGGAUGAAUGUGACUUCAAGGAAAACGGGCUGGUCAGACAAUGCACAGGCUACUACUUCCUGGAGGAGAGGCCCCCAGUGGCUGUCCUCACCUGUGACACCGUGGGGGGGACAGCGGAGGAGGAGGAGAAAGAGAAGAAGGAGGAGGAGGUGGUGGAGAAGGAGGAGGAGGAGGAAGAGGAGAAGGAGAGGAGGGAUUUCUGCUAG
Molecule: messenger RNA, 471 nt
Organism: Thamnophis sirtalis
Lineage: Eukaryota; Metazoa; Chordata; Lepidosauria; Squamata; Natricidae
Source: RefSeq, a predicted model, not a curated record